Manihot esculenta (cassava) is the source of this 947-nucleotide messenger RNA. RefSeq lists its product as uncharacterized. NCBI's taxonomy places the organism in Eukaryota, Viridiplantae, Streptophyta, Magnoliopsida, Malpighiales, Euphorbiaceae. The transcript is spliced from 4 exons. The record is from RefSeq and is a predicted model, not a curated record. Bases 247 to 813 code for a protein of 188 amino acids.
AAAAAAAGUAACAUUUCUUACUCUUUUUCUAUUCCUUAAUACGUUCCUUACUUCUUUGUCUCUCUGUCUGUUACUGUGAAGCUUCUUUAUCUGAGUAGUUUUCUUUUUUACUCUUCCUCCAUGACCAUCACCAACUUUUCUAUAUAUAUGGUGUUUGUGUGUCCACGCUCAGCAGCUUCAAAAGAUAUUAAAUUUUGAAAAAAAAAAAAAAAACUUUCAUAUUGACUCAUCUGCUGCUUCAACCUCAUGGAAGAGUAUAAUUAUUAUUCGAGGAACAAUAUACCUGCAUUUGGGAGCUGGGACUGGAAGGAUGAUCUUCCUUUCACUCAGUGUUUUGAAUCUGCUAGAGAAGGUGGGUUGAUUCGUUACAGUUACUCAGAGGAUCGGGAUUUAUAUGUUGCUGGUGAUUUGUAUGAGAAUGAUGUGGUAACGCCGGCCAUGAUUGUUGUUCCUCGCCGGAGGGCAAAAGUACGUCAAUCCCGUGUCAAAGAAGAGAGAAAAAAGCAGCAGAAAAGUUGGGUGGUUAAUGACAUGAAAGAACCACCGAGCCCCACCGCUCCUCCUCAACCAAAUCCUGCGAAGGCCAGGCCAACACCUAAGCCUGUUGACGAAGACUUGUACACACUGUCACCACAGCUUCUCUACGCAAAGCCCAACAAGGCAUGCAUGCAUGCCCUAAGCUUCUUUUGGAGAAAUACUUAUUUAAAAUUCGAAGAGAGGGUUGUGCUUCUUUUCAAGCUGCUUGCUGCCAAAUUGCGUAUUGUGAAGCUUGUAGGAGAAGUACAUAGCCGGGAGUGCGAAGAAUAUACUUAAAAAAGAAAAAGCACUAAAUUGAUAUUUUUAAUUUUAUGCACUUGUUGGGUUUCCACUAUAAUAUCUAAGUGAAGGAUUUUAUUGUAAUUUUUCUCUUUUGGGCCAUUAUUCUCCUGGCACUGGCAAAUGACAAA